CUCCUAUCAGUAGAUGGCAAGGCAAUACAUUGAACGAGCAUAUUCCUCAACAUUGCAUUCUGUUGCUCCUCGUCGUCAUUUGCCGAAUGGUGCGACUCACUGCCGGUCGUCUGUUUUAUAAUACGUGCAAAAUAAAUAACCGUCAAUUGAAUUUUCAACAAUCCCUAUUAAUCCCAGUGCCCGCCUAAUCCGCACAAGUGCCACCGCCAGGACAAUGGGUGAAGCCCAAGGAUUGACCGACAAGGAAGCGAAGGAACUGCUGAAGCUUCCCGAUGCCGAGACCAAGGACUUUCUUUUCCAACAAACCAUGUAUCGGAUCAAGGAUCCUCGAGCGUCGUUACCGUUCUACAAUGAAGUUUUGGGAAUGAAUCUGCUGUGCAAACUGGACUUCCCAGAGGCGCAAUUUUCUCUAUAUUUCAUGGGAUACGAGGACAUUGCCAAGCAGCCCGCUGAUCGUAAGGAAUGUGUCAAAUGGGCGAUGAGCCGCAAGGCAACCCUCGAGCUGACUCAUAACUGGGGUACGGAAUCCGAUCCAGAUCAAAAGUACCACAACGGAAACUCGGACCCGCGAGGAUACGGCCACAUCGGUAUUAUGGUCCCCGAUGUGGAGAAGGCUUGCGAGCGAUUCGAUCGUCUUGGUGUCGAGUACGUGAAACGCCCGGAGGAUGGCCGCAUGAAGGGGCUGGCCUUCAUCAAGGAUCCGGACGGUUACUGGAUCGAGAUCUUCAAUGCGUCGAAGGUGGCCGCGUAAGGUGGCGGCGUUGGUGGAACAGUGCCUUAACCGUUGAGGAGAUUUUAUUUGGUUUAUUUAUGGUUUUCUAUGCGAAACAAAAACUGAAGCAUUUAGUGCCUGGACGCUAUUUGCAAAGAUGUUCGAAACGCAUAUGCUAAUUAUUUAUUCGUUUACGUCACGUUUUUGAGUAUUUGAAAAUAAAAGAAGGUCUGACGUAGGUA
This is a messenger RNA of Aedes albopictus (Asian tiger mosquito), 954 nucleotides long. RefSeq names its product lactoylglutathione lyase (gene Glo1). Lineage: Eukaryota; Metazoa; Arthropoda; Insecta; Diptera; Culicidae. Gene Ontology annotation, molecular function: lactoylglutathione lyase activity; metal ion binding. The record is from RefSeq and is a predicted model, not a curated record. The coding region runs from base 215 to 751 and encodes 178 amino acids. The transcript has 5 exons.